AUGAGGGGUUUCAUUUUUACUUUGCUUCUCUUCUCUCUCCUGCUUGCCAUCUCAGAAGUGAAGAGUGAAGAAUCCAGGAAGCUCUGCGGGCUCCAGUACAUACGAACUGUCAUUUACAUCUGUGCCAGCUCCAGGUGGAGAAAGCACCUGGAGUCGAUCCCGCAAGGUCAGCAAGCUGAGAGAGGAAACCGUUUCCAGCUGCCUAAUGAACAGGAGAUUUCUGAGGAAAGCGCAGUGCAAAACCUUCCAAAGAUGGAUUCCUCGGGGGAGGAAAGUCUUCAGGGUGAACAGCUGCCCACGGAAGGGCUUUGGAGGUCAAAGAAGUAUUCGGUGAUGUCAAGACAAGACUUGCAAAAGUUGUGCUGCACCGAAGGCUGUUCCAUGUCUGACGUGAGCGCUCUUUGUUAG
Molecule: messenger RNA, 408 nt
Organism: Eubalaena glacialis (North Atlantic right whale)
Lineage: Eukaryota; Metazoa; Chordata; Mammalia; Artiodactyla; Balaenidae
Gene: INSL5
Product: insulin like 5
Exons: 2
Coding region: 1-408 (135 amino acids)
Biological process (GO): positive regulation of feeding behavior
Cellular component (GO): extracellular region
Molecular function (GO): hormone activity
Source: RefSeq, a predicted model, not a curated record